CUCGAUGUUGGGUAACUGCCUUUUUAUUUUAGUGGGUUAUAUUAUAUUAUUAUAACCUAAAAAAAACAGUUGACAUAAAAUUUGUUUUGGUAUUGUGUUGUGUCUUUCACAACGUAAAAGUAAAAAUAAAAUAAAAUGAGUAUCAAACCAUUCAUUUCAAGAAAUAUAGUAGCUUUGGUGAUGGUGCCAAUGAUCAUCGGCGGGCACUAUGGCUGGUACAAGCUCCAGGAAAAUGAUACUCUAGUCUCUCCUGAAGAGAGAGAAAAACUGCCGAUUAUAAAGAUGAUUAAAAACAUGAGCUUUUCAUUAACAUCCAAGGAUUAAGCGAAGAACCGUGCACAUACUUGUAAAUAUGUAAUUA
Ostrinia furnacalis (Asian corn borer) is the source of this 361-nucleotide messenger RNA. RefSeq lists its product as uncharacterized. The transcript has 2 exons. The record is from RefSeq and is a predicted model, not a curated record. The coding region runs from base 136 to 324 and encodes 62 amino acids. NCBI's taxonomy places the organism in Eukaryota, Metazoa, Arthropoda, Insecta, Lepidoptera, Crambidae.